Messenger RNA from Mauremys reevesii (Reeves's turtle), 2085 nucleotides. It is a transcript of the gene MAB21L1, whose product is annotated as mab-21 like 1. The transcript has a single exon. NCBI's taxonomy places the organism in Eukaryota, Metazoa, Chordata, Testudines, Geoemydidae. The record is from RefSeq and is a predicted model, not a curated record. The coding region runs from base 551 to 1630 and encodes 359 amino acids.
CAGUGGCGAUUGGCCGCCCGCCUGCCUGGCCCUGCCUUUAUAAUUUCCACACGAGAGCAUCUGGGCUCUUAUACUAACCAACAGCCAGCUUCUCCUGACACAUACACACACACCGACACCCUGCACUUUUCCCACCAUCUGAUUAACAGCCCUGCACACACACAGUGAUUUCUACAGGAAAACAUAAAUACACACGAAGAGGGUUUAUUAUUUUGACUACUGGAAGCCUUGCUGUGUCUCAGUUCAACUUUUGUUUUUAUUGCUGCCGGGGAAGUGCCGAUCUCAAUGCUUUGCUCUCACUCAAUGGUCCUUUAAAAAAAAAAAGAAAGGAAAGGAAAAUAUCGCUCCCCCCUUCGAGGCGGCUGAUCUAAAAAGGCAGGAAGAGAGCAUCUGAGCAGCAGUUGCCACAGCGUAUUUUGAAAGACAUUUGUUACGUUUCAGAGCGCUGCAGCCUGUUUCCCCUCUGAAGUUGGCUCCAGCUUUAGCAGCCGCAUUGGAUCCCACAGCUUAUUGCGAGACUCCGGUAUACAAUCCGGAUCUCUGCCCCAAUAUGAUCGCGGCCCAGGCCAAGCUGGUGUAUCAUCUGAAUAAAUACUACAACGAGAAAUGCCAAGCCAGGAAAGCCGCCAUCGCCAAAACUAUCCGAGAAGUCUGCAAAGUGGUUUCGGACGUACUAAAGGAAGUGGAGGUGCAGGAGCCGCGUUUCAUCAGCUCUUUGAACGAGAUGGACAACCGCUAUGAGGGCUUGGAGGUCAUUUCUCCCACAGAGUUCGAAGUGGUCCUUUAUCUGAACCAAAUGGGAGUUUUCAACUUUGUGGACGACGGCUCUUUGCCGGGCUGCGCCGUGUUAAAGUUAAGCGAUGGGCGCAAGAGGAGCAUGUCCCUUUGGGUGGAGUUCAUCACGGCAUCCGGUUACCUUUCUGCUCGCAAAAUCCGGUCCAGAUUUCAGACUCUGGUGGCCCAAGCCGUGGAUAAAUGCAGUUACAGAGAUGUGGUAAAGAUGGUGGCUGACACGAGUGAAGUGAAACUGAGAAUUAGAGAUAGAUAUGUCGUGCAGAUCACUCCGGCUUUUAAAUGCACAGGGAUCUGGCCAAGGAGUGCUGCCCACUGGCCACUUCCCCACAUCCCCUGGCCGGGACCCAACAGGGUAGCAGAGGUCAAAGCUGAAGGAUUCAACCUUUUAUCCAAGGAGUGUCACUCUCUAGCAGGCAAGCAGAGUUCAGCCGAAAGCGAUGCCUGGGUCUUGCAGUUCGCAGAAGCGGAGAACAGACUGCAGAUGGGCGGCUGCAGAAAGAAAUGCCUCUCUAUCCUCAAAACCUUACGAGAUCGUCACCUGGAACUGCCGGGACAACCCCUGAAUAAUUAUCACAUGAAAACUCUGGUUUCAUACGAGUGUGAAAAGCAUCCCCGUGAAUCGGACUGGGACGAGUCUUGCCUGGGCGACCGGCUCAACGGGAUUUUACUGCAACUCAUUUCCUGCCUUCAGUGCAGGAGGUGCCCACAUUACUUCUUGCCCAACUUAGACCUGUUUCAGGGAAAACCUCAUUCAGCCCUGGAAAAUGCAGCCAAACAAACUUGGCGACUGGCUAGGGAAAUACUCACCAACCCGAAAAGUUUGGAAAAACUUUAGAGGACAAUUAAAAUAUGGGCCUAACCGAUUAAUCUUCUGAUUUUCAGAUAAAGUUUAAACUUCCUGUUCAAAAAGUCAAAUAUUUCCACUUGAGAAUGCUAAUAAUAUUCUCUUUAAAAGGAAUAUUGCUUAGGCUCUUCACACACAGACACACACUCACAACAGCAAACACUAUGACAUGUCUUCGUCACAGUUUUGAAAUUCCCCCUGAAAAAUGUAUCUUAACACCCGGAAACAAAUUCGGCUGUAAUUUAACAUGAUUGUGACCAUUCUGCCUAGAAACGGCACCAAUGGAUUAUAACAAAACCCGGUAUUUUUAUGUAAAUCCCUCUGUGAGUAAAAGCUAUUUGGAUAUGCCAUCUGAACAAAACCCUAAUGUACAUUUUAAUUUGUAUCAAAUAUUGUGAUCUCACAUUGUCUUUGAAAUUGUGGAUGUUGGUGUUUUGUGAUUUGGU